Molecule: messenger RNA, 4120 nt
Organism: Astyanax mexicanus (Mexican tetra)
Lineage: Eukaryota; Metazoa; Chordata; Actinopteri; Characiformes; Acestrorhamphidae
Gene: slc16a5a
Product: solute carrier family 16 member 5a
Exons: 5
Coding region: 426-1913 (495 amino acids)
Biological process (GO): monocarboxylic acid transport; transmembrane transport
Molecular function (GO): monocarboxylic acid transmembrane transporter activity
Source: RefSeq, a predicted model, not a curated record
UACUGACUGCGCAGGCAGUAUUCACCGUCUUUUGUGUUGAAAAAUAAAAUCAUUAUGAGAGUAAAUAGUGGGCAGCCCGAGGGUAAAUCUAAUUGGUUAGGAUGUGCUCGCUGAUGUCUGCGUGGCCCCGCCCUCCUCACGGAGAACAUGAUCCAGCUACAUGAGCAGUGUUGGCCAACGCGGCCCCGCAGCAGCAGCAGCAGCAGCGGCAGAGGCACAGGAUGAGCAGACGGGUCUGUGUUCCGACCAGCUGAAGUUUUAUUUACAGAGAUUCCUUUGUGGUAUCCUGUGGAGGUGAAAUGGAAUACAUGGAGGGGUGUAGACCUGCCUCCAGAAUGAUUCUCACACCACCCGAAAGUGCCUUGGCCCUCACAGACAGACCGCCUAAGCAGUGAGGGGCAGGACCUUAAACUCAGGCAGUAGACAUGGCCACACGACAGCGGCAGUCUGCAGAGUCCUGCAACAUGGAGGGGGGAGACGUCGAUAAAGAAGAAGCUGAAACACCGCCGGAUCAAUCACAGCCCGUGGCCAAUAGUGCUCCAGAUGGAGGCUGGGGCUGGGUGAUCCUUGUGUCUUCUAUAGUGGUCCUGGCCCUGACACUGGCUUUCCCAUCCUGCAUGAGCAUCUUCUACACAGAUCUCCAGAAACAGUUUCAUGCCAGCAACAGCGUAACAUCAUGGGUGCCAUCUAUAAUGACAGCAGUCCUGCACGCUGGAGGUCCACUGUGCAGUGUGUUAGUGGAACGAUUUGGUUGUCGAGCAACCGUGAUAAUGGGAGGAGUCUUAAGCGGGAUAGGAAUGGCGGCCAGUGCCUUUACAAAUUCCAUCGUUGAACUUUACAUCACUGCAGGGGUUAUUACAGGUUUAGGGUUUUGUUUCAGUUUCCAGCCUGCUGUCACCAUCCUGGGCCAAUACUUUGUACGCCGUCGUGUCUUUGCCAAUGCUAUGUCCUCCACAGGCACAGCUCUUGGCCUUUCCACGCUGCCCACACUGAGUAACUACCUACACACUGAGUUUGGCUGGAGGGGCAGUUUUCUCAUAUUAGGCGGUAUGCUACUCAACUGCUGCGUCUGUGGAGCACUUAUGAGGCCACUGGGCCCAAGCAAACCCAAAGCACACAAACAAAAGGCCAAUGGCCCCACAAAGACUGGGAAAGAGAAUCUAAAGCUUUUAGCAUCUUGUAUCCGUCGCCACAUGGCCUUUGACCAGUUCUGUAAUAACCAGCGUUAUCGGGUUUUCUCACUGGGUGUUACUUGGAUGAUGCUGGGAUUUGUAGUGCCUCUAAUUUUCCUGGUUCCAUUUGCCACAGACAACGGUAUGGACCAGAACAAAGCUGCCCUGCUGCUCAAUGUCUUGGGCUUCGUCAACAUCAUCGUGCGGCCGGCCUUUGGACUGCUCUUUAACCUGGCUUGGUUCAAGGGCCGUCAUAUAUACGUGCUCUCCGUAGCGCUUCUUCUGAAUGGACUGAGCAACUGUAUCUGCUGCUUUUCAGCCACGUUUCCAGUGCUGCUGGUUUAUAUGCUAUGUUAUGGCCUGACGAUGAGUGUGGUGGGCACACUGCUGUUCACCGUGCUGAUGGACAUCGUGGAAAUGAACCGCUUCCUCUCUGCACUCGGCCUUCUGGCAAUCAUGGAGAGCGUCACGCUGCUGAUUGGGCCACCCCUUGCAGGACUUCUGGUGGACAAAACUGGAGAGUAUACAUACGUGUACCUGGCCUCCAGUAUCACAGUGGUCACAUCAGCUUUAUUUCUUUUGGUGUCCUUCUAUUGGUUGGACUACCGUAGCACUGCCAAAAAGGAGCCAUCGCCGGUCUCAGCAUCACUUCAGUCUCCAGACUGCCAGUAUAUUAGAGUGUCUGCAGGAGAAGCAGAAAAGCAGGCCGCCAUACAAACUGAGCGUGUGACGAGUGUAUGAACUGUACACAUCAGGGCUGACAAUCUGAGAUGUUGUAGGCUGAAUUAAAUGGAAGAAAAUGUGCAUUAUUUCACAUUAUAACGAUUUUGUUAUAUCUGGAUUAUUUAGCUUAUCAUAUUUACUGGUCUUUUUUAAAGACAUACAUUAUAUGUCCAAAUAUUUGUGGACAUGCCUUCUAAUGAAUGCAUUCAGCUACUUUAAGUUUCAACCAUUGUUGACACAUGUUUGCACAUGCACACACACUGCUUAUCUAUUCCCUGUGAGAAAGUUGCCAAUAGAGUAGAACUCUAGUGCAGGUGACAAUGAAAAUGGUGACACCAUGCUUAGUACCAGGCAUGGCCUAGGAAGGUAAAAACCCGGUAUAAACCCUUUUAUUUGCAGAGGAAUUGUGUUCUCUGAACCUCACUUUUACACUCUUAUUCCUGAUCCUAAUGCAGUACAAUCAAUCUUCAGAGCAAUGUCUUAAAAGUAGCAUAAACUCUUUUUAAUACUCUUUAUUUAAAAAAAUAAGACUGAAUUCUGAUUCUGAAUUUCUAUUGUAUUUUAUCACAUUCGUGCUUAACAUUUUACAAAAUGUGACAAAGAAGAACAUCUAGCUACUGCUCCUCGAGCUACUGUUUAUCAGGUGUAUUACUGUUUACAUUUAUACCUUUAGCCUUCUUUUCUGUGUGCUUGCUUACAAAUUUUGAGUGUAGGAAACUCACAGCCCACAGACAUCGCCAAGGAUCCUAAACCAGCCAACCAAACUAAUCCAGAACCAUUGCAAAGGGAAUCCAUACACAUUCUGACAGAGGGUAUGUAGGCUGUGACUGAAAUGGAUCCCAAUUUACAUUUGCACUAUUGAAUAAUGGGGUGUCUGACUUGAAAAAAGUAAUUUUUUUGUUUCCAAAUCUGUUUCCAAUUACUUUGAACAAACCAAUGCACAAAGAGCACAGUAAGGGAAUUAGGUGAGCCAUAUUAUUAUCAGUAAUUGUAUCAGUAGAAAGUAUGUAUCUGAUGUAUGUAUGUAAUUGUAAAUCACCAGGUGUUGAUGAGCACCCAUCUCGUAAACUGAAAUUAGUAGAGCAUCCAGCAUUACUACAGGAAGUCUUAUGUUUCUACAUAACAUAAUGGUCAAAGUUUAUUUCCUGAACAGAUCAAUAUUUUUAUAAGCUUUUAAUAAGUGGUGCUGGCGCAUGUAAAUCAUUUGUGUUUUAGCACUGCUUAUAUAGCACAGUACUAAUGAGGGAGCAGGGAUCUAUUUCAGUGACCGCUGUACCGUAAUUACUGUUUAUUUUGGACAAUACUGAACAUAUCUUUAUUACACAGUUACUGACCUCACUUAUAGAAACACAACACUAUGUUGCAAUAUUUGGAGUUUUUUCGAAAGUCACACUGUAAAAAAAUGUGGUGUCUUAAUUUGAAAAUGUAUAAAAAGCAUUUUUUACUACACAACUUCUAAAACAGGUUAAUACAACAAGAAUGUAUCUUAUUAUUAGAAGUUCAGUGUACUACAAAAUUUUGUUGCAGGACAAUUAUGAAAAUCUAUAAAUAAGACACCACAUAUAUUUUUUCUACAGUGUAGCUUUGCAUUAUUACACCAGUGUUUUGAUUUGUUUCACUCAUCAUGCCCUGUCUAAGUAGACCAGGGGAUUGUACACAAACCAUUUCUGUAUAAAGGAGAGUAUUUAGGUAGUUCAGAAUUGUUUUCAGGACUACAGACCAAAGAAUCUGCCUGUUCUGUUGCCGUUUUACUGAGUGUAAGCGUCUUGACAUGUUUUUGUGACUGUGAAUGUUGUUUUAUUCUUAAUGCUCUCUUUGUGUGUCAUGACUUUCUUCUGAUGCCCCCAGCAUUAUAUUCCAAAGUCUGAAGAACAUCUAAAAGAAUGAAAGGGCUCAGUGUAUUUCUAAAGGCCAUGGACAUUCAUUCAUUUCUGGCCCUGAAUGGCUGCAGUUAGGCUAAUUCUGUGCAAACAUGCCUCAUUUAACUACCACUCAACUGCCAGGUUAAAUAAGUGUGUUUAAGGAAGGAAAACGCCAAACUGUGCUCACAAGUAGAGGUCUUUGCGGAACUGUGCAGAAAAGAUUAUAUACUUUUAUUAUAUAGUUUUAUGAUGUAGUUAGUAUAUUUACUAUUUUUUGUCUCAAGCUGAAUAAAUCCUAUUUUGUUUCACCGCAAAGAAAUAGGCACUUUUAUGCAGUUGACAAUAAAUUCUCUUUACACAAUA